Messenger RNA from Cordyceps fumosorosea ARSEF 2679, 459 nucleotides. RefSeq lists its product as hypothetical. The transcript has 2 exons. The record is from RefSeq and is a predicted model, not a curated record. Lineage: Eukaryota; Fungi; Ascomycota; Sordariomycetes; Hypocreales; Cordycipitaceae. The coding region runs from base 1 to 459 and encodes 152 amino acids.
AUGCAAGCUCGUGUAGACGCGGCCGGCCCGACCCGAGCGCGAUGCGAGCAUGAGGCCACGAGCCAUGUCGAAACGGGGCUUGAGGUGUCAUCGUACGACGUCAGGAAGCAUGAAAUCAAUUCAAAGACAAAAGUUUUCAUUGCUUCGGCGAGCCUCGACCGUUGUGCCCGUUCAAUCUCCGUGCAGGACCCCGUUCGCGGUCCAUAUCUCAUGCAGCAGACGCCGGGCCGCAUGCAGUUUAUUGCCGGCGGCAUGCAGCUUGGGAUCAGCAAAAAUACUGACUUUCACGAGCCGGCACCUACAGCUCAUGACUUGGCGUCGGCGAACUCUUGGCCGUACCCACACGCCCCCCGGAGUGCCACCAUGGCAGGGAAGGCCCGCGCCGACCCGGCCGGCCGUGACAGUGGCGGCGCCAAGAUGACCGCCGUCACCGACGACAUGGAAACGCUCUUCUUUUGA